GUCAGUGGCAACUCGCUGAUAUCAACCUCCUCCUCUUCCUCUUUAACGUAGGGGGCCGGUGGCUCCUCCUCUUCCUCUUUACUGUGGGAUGGCUGUGGACGCUUCCGCUCCAAACAGGACAUCCUCCACUGCGGCUGAAGUGGAACUUCUUCUUGGCGAAAAGCUGAUUGCUGCACGUCUGCAGGACACGUGAAACACGAAGAAAUCAAAUAUUAUAUAUAGAUUUUUUUAAUAUACUGGGUGUCCCAAAACAGACCGCGUCACGUGACGUCCAGUUCUUUCUCUUAUUGGUUGCAAAAUCAAGAUGGUUGCAGUUCGGUUUGUUUUGCGAUGUCGUCAAGCGAUUGCUGUGGGGAAAGUAAUCUUAUUAUAUCGUAAAUAAAUUCUAAAUAUCAUAAUAUUUUACCAAUUUUGUGCGUGUUGGAUCUCGCGUCGACAGAGAGCACACCUCCGAUGUGUAGCUCUGUAUGAGUGUUGCAAACAGCGUCCAGAUGUCGUCGCUCGGUCUCCUCUCUCGCUCGACAAGGUUGCGCCAGGGCCGAUGCCAUCUCGCUUUUGUUGAUGUUGAUAAUAAUAUUCAAAUAUUGCAGUUAGUUACACUCCAUCCAAAUCUCUCGACAGUGGGCUGUUUUCUCUUUGCGACCAAAAGUACACAGCGUCAACGUCUCCCGUCGUGCGACGGACCAACUUCCGCCCUUUUCUUCUUCGAUGGAGCUUUUACGGCAGCUUAACGUCUCAAUUGGCCGUAAAAUGUACGCAUGCGCAGUAUGGUUUGUUGACAGAAUCCUUCCGUAUACGUUUUGGCUAACCACCACUUGAGUGACGAGUGAAAUCGAGUAGGGGGGAAAAGACAUAACAAUGUUGAAAGAGUUGGUGAGGGAGCGACUAAUUGCGGCCGCCGACGAAAUCUUCGGACUGUUUGAAAGAACGAUAUUAUCUUACCAGGAGCAACUUUGUCGAGCGAGGGAGGAGACCGAGCGCCACCGAUUGCAACUCGAAGUCAUACACGGGGAAGAGCGCUCCCACGUUAAAGAGGAAGAGGAAGAGGAGGAGGUGGACGUCAGAGAUUUGCCACUGAAUGUCGUAGUGAAGAGUGAAGACGAUGAAGAUGAACCAACCAAGUCAUCACAGCUUCAUCAUCACAGCCCAAGUGGAGACCACCAUGAAGAACCACCAGUAGACAACCUCUUAGCUCCGCUGUCACAUAGUAAUGACACGGGAGAACUUUUGACGAGUGAUGCAGAUUGCGCAGGUGACUUGGAAUGCUCUGAAAAACCGACCACUGUCAUCGGUUCAAAACGUUUCAGCUGUUCAUUUUGUGGUGAACGAUUUGCACGAAAAUCAAAUAUGAUGACGCACAUGAGAACACACACGGGGGAAAAACCCUUUUGCUGCUCAGUCUGUGGUGAUGCGUUUGCACGAAAGGUCUCUUUGAUUGCACACACAGCAAUGCACACGGGAGAGAAACCUUUCAAUUGCUUAACUUGUGGUGAAAGCUUUUCCUAUAAGCAGACUUUGAAUGCACACAUGCAGAGGCACACAGGAGAAAAACCUUUUAGUUGCCCAGUUUGUGACGAGAGCUUCGCCCGAAAAGAAAAUAUGAUUACACACAUGAGAAGACACACGGGAGAAAAACCCUUUUGUUGUUCAAUUUGCAAUGAAAGAUUCACUCAAAAAGCAACACUGGUAGCACACGUGAGAACACACACGGGAGAAAAACCCUUCACUUGCUCCGUGUGCGGCGAAAGAUUCACUCAAAAGUCAACACUGUUGGCACACAUGAGAAAACAUACAGGAGAAAAAGCUUUCACAUGCUCAGUUUGUGGCAAAAGCUUUUCUCAUAAGCACAAUAUGACGGCACACAUGAGGACCCACCAACAUGGCGACCUAGUGGUUAGCACGUCUGGCUCCCGAUUCUCAGGUUCAGGGUUUGAAUCCUGAUUCCGGCCUGUCUAAGAGUAUGCAUCUUCUCCCUGUGAUUGCCUUGGUUUUCUCCCGGUAAUCCAGCUUCCUCGCACAUUGAGAAAACAUCAGGAAGCGUGAUAAAAAACAACAUGCAGGCCCAUGAGAGAAUUUUCCUGUUAGGAAAAAAGUAUAUAUAUGAUACAACAAUUAAGCAAAUACUUUUUUUUUUUUUUUUUUUUUUUUUUUUUUACAUUUCCUUCCUGUUAACUUGUUUUCUUUGGUUGACUUGCGACAACUGCUGGUUUAGGAGUGGAAUUUCUUUGUAUGGUUCUUCACGCUUCUGACCAUUGGUUAUAGGAACAACUUGUACAAUUGUCAACAUGUCAUAUUUCUUCCUUGUCGCUGACAUCAAAGGAGACAUGCAGUGGUGCCUUGAGAUUCAAGUUUAAUUUGUUCCAUGAUUGACUAUGCUCAUAACUCAAAACACUUGUAUCUCAAAUGAUGUUUCGCCAUUUAAAUAAAUGCCUUUAAUCUAUUCCAGCUUC
Molecule: messenger RNA, 2450 nt
Organism: Phycodurus eques (leafy seadragon)
Lineage: Eukaryota; Metazoa; Chordata; Actinopteri; Syngnathiformes; Syngnathidae
Product: gastrula zinc finger protein XlCGF8.2DB-like
Exons: 2
Coding region: 859-1941 (360 amino acids)
Biological process (GO): regulation of transcription by RNA polymerase II
Cellular component (GO): nucleus
Molecular function (GO): DNA-binding transcription factor activity, RNA polymerase II-specific; RNA polymerase II cis-regulatory region sequence-specific DNA binding
Source: RefSeq, a predicted model, not a curated record